Aspergillus thermomutatus is the source of this 1566-nucleotide messenger RNA. Its product is annotated as putative 60S ribosome biogenesis protein Rrp14. Lineage: Eukaryota; Fungi; Ascomycota; Eurotiomycetes; Eurotiales; Aspergillaceae. Gene Ontology annotation, cellular component: nucleolus. The record is from RefSeq and is a predicted model, not a curated record. Gene Ontology annotation, biological process: ribosomal small subunit biogenesis; ribosomal large subunit biogenesis. Gene Ontology annotation, molecular function: RNA binding; DNA binding. Bases 1 to 1566 code for a protein of 521 amino acids. The transcript is spliced from 3 exons.
AUGGAUGAUAUCGAGGAACGGUUGCGAAGCCAUGCUCAGGCCUUCGACGGCCUUCUGUCUUUGAUUCCUGCGAAGUACUAUUACGGUGAAGAUGGCAGUGACCAAUGGCAACGGAAGAAACAGACCAAGGAGCAAGCCCGCGAAGCCAAACGUGCGAAAUUGGACCCCGAAUCUGCCAAAACGGCCAAGGAUGUAAUGGACGAGAAUGCACGGAAGCGUAAACGGAACGAGGAGCAGAAUGGGACCGACUCAUCCGGGGAAGAAGAGCUGGGCUCUGAACUUCCAAAGGAAGGACUAAAGAGAGGCGAUGCCAAAUCGAAGAAGCAGAAGCAGGCCACUACAGAGCAGUCGGAGGAUACGGCGGCCAAACUGGAGGAAGCCGAAGCGCGCAAGAAGUUAAGAGAGGAGAAGAAGGCACAGAAGAAGGCCGCUCAGAAAGAGAAGAAAAAGGCCAAGGAAGUUGCCAAGAAAGAGAAACAAAGUGAAAAUCCCGAGUCGAAGCCGGCGAGCGAUAAAGCAGAAGAGCAGAAGCCUUCCAAGGUAGAAGACAGCGAUGAUGAGAUUGAGCAAGAAGGUGCUGUUCCUGAGGAAGGCCUCUCACUCGAAUUUAACUCCGAGCCCGCAGAACAGCCAUCCUCUCCAUCCUCAGCACCCAACUCUCCCGGGUUUGAUGCCUCAAAUGACCACUCCGGCAGCUCUUCCAUAUCUUCCAUCGCCCCUCCUACUGCUUCCACUGACGCCAACGACGCCUCCCAAAAAUCAUCAUCUGAUCCCAAGCCUCUCAAGCCGACCCCGGAAGAGUUGAAACAGCGCUUACAAAAGCGUUUGGACGAGCUGCGUGCCGCCCGGCAUGCCGACGGAUUCGACGGCAAGCCCGCACGAAACCGCCAGGAGCUGAUCGAGGCUCGGCGGCAAAAAGCCGAGCAGCGCAAGGCACACAAGAAACUGCUGCGACAGAAAGCCAGGGAAGAAGAGCAGCGCGCCAAAGACGAGGCCAUGGCCAAGCGCUUCUCCCCCGGUGGCUCCGGCUCGCUUCUUGCGUCGCCGCGGUCCCCUGCAGACUCGAUCGGCUCGAACGUCAACUACUCAUUCGGCCGGGUGGUGUUCGGCGACGGCCAGCAGGCCGACCCCAGUCUGAUGAACGUACGGGAACAGCCAAAGCGCCAUGGGCCCCAGGACCCCGCCACGGCACUCAAGGCGGCAGAGGCAAAGAAGGCCCGCCUGGCCGAGAUGGACGAGGAGAAGCGUGCGGAUAUCGAACAGAAGGACAUGUGGCUGAAUGCCAAGAAGCGGGCGCACGGGGAACGCGUCCGUGACGACACCUCGCUCCUCAAGAAGGCGCUGAAGCGGAAGGAGUCCGCGAAGAAGAAGUCCGAGCGGGAAUGGAAGGAGCGUCUUGACGCCGUCAAGAAGGGCAAGGACGCGCGUCAGCAGAAGCGCGAGGAUAAUCUCCGCAAGCGACGCGAGGAGAAGGGCAACAAGGGCAAGAAACCUACCGGCGGCAAGAAGAAGGCCAGACCUGGGUUUGAGGGAAGCUUCAAAGCCAAGGUGGGUGGAAAGAAAUGA